This is a messenger RNA of Sorex araneus (European shrew), 3782 nucleotides long. It is a transcript of the gene SCLY, whose product is annotated as selenocysteine lyase. The record is from RefSeq and is a predicted model, not a curated record. Lineage: Eukaryota; Metazoa; Chordata; Mammalia; Eulipotyphla; Soricidae. The transcript is spliced from 12 exons. The coding region runs from base 89 to 1381 and encodes 430 amino acids.
GCGCCCCGCUCCUCGAGGCCCCGCCCCCUGCGGCCGGCCGGGACGCGCGGCGGCCGCCGACUCGGCGCUGCCCGACGGACGCGGCGGGAUGGACGCGGCGGGACCUCCCGGCGUCGGCGGGGACCCGAGCCCGCCGCACAGGCAGGUGUACAUGGACUAUAACGCCACGACGCCCCCAGAGCCCGAGGUGGUGCAGGCGGUGACCGAGGCCAUGCAGGGGGCCUGGGGGAACCCCAGCAGCGCGUACCCCGCAGGUCGGAGGGCCAAGGACAUCAUCAGGACAGCGCGGGAGAAUCUCGCCAGGAUGGUCGGCGGGAAGCCCCAGGACAUCGUCUUCACCUCUGGGGGCACCGAGUCCAACAACUUGGUGAUCCAUUCGGCCCUGCGACACUGGCUGCAGGCGUGCGGCCCGCAGCGUGUGGCGGGGACCCUGCCCCACUUCGUCACCUGCUCCGUGGAGCACGACUCGGUCCGCCUGCCCUUGGAGCACCUGGUGCGGGAGCGCGUGGCCGAGGUCACCUUCGUCCCCGUGUCCAAGGUGAGUGCACGGGCAGAAGCCGAUGACGUCCUGGCUGCUGUCCGCCCAGCCACGUGCCUGGUGACCAUCAUGCUGGCCAACAACGAGACUGGCGUCAUCAUGCCCGUGCCCGAGAUCAGCCGCCGCGUCGCAGCCCUGAACCCCCAGCGCGUGGCGGCCGGGCUGCCGGCCAUCCUGCUGCACACGGACGCGGCCCAGGCCCUGGGGAAGCGGCGCGUGGACGUGGGAGAGCUGGGCGUGGACUUCCUGACCAUCGUGGGUCACAAGUUCUACGGUCCCAGGAUCGGCGCGCUGUACAUCCGUGGGCUCGGUGACCUCACCCCGCUGUACCCCAUGCUGUUCGGGGGUGGCCAGGAGCGCAACUUCAGGCCAGGGACCGAGAACACGCCAAUGAUCGCCGGCCUCGGCAAGGCGGCCGAGCUGGUGACCGAGAACUGCGCAGCCUACGAGGCCCACAUGGGAGCCGUGCGCGACUACCUGGAGGAGAGGCUGCUGGCUGAGUUCGGCCAAAGGAUCCACCUCAACAGCCGCUUCCCAGGCACCGAGCGACUCCCCAACACCUGUAACUUCUCCAUCCGGGGACCCCAGCUGCAAGGCCGCCUGGUGCUGGAGCGGUGCCGGACGCUGCUGGCCAGUGUGGGGGCCGCAUGCCACUCGGACCAGGGUGACCGCCCGUCACCCGUGCUGCUGAGCUGCGGGAUCCCGGCGGACGUCGCCAGGAACGCGCUCCGGCUCAGCGUGGGCCGCAGCACCACCCGGGCCGAUGUGGACCUCGUGGUGCAGGACCUGAAGCAGGCGGUGGCCCAGCUGGAGGGCGGGCCCGGCGCCCAGGACACCCCAUAGGGGGCCGGCCCAGCCCACAAGUCUCUCCAGCCUCCGGGUCUCGCCUGCCCACUGUGCCCGGCCAGGCAGUGCGUGCAGACGUCUGCCCGUGUGCAUUGUCUGUGCUGGCGUGCCCAGAGUGACGUGUCCAGUAUGUGGGCGUGUGUGUCCAUGUGUGGUGUUCAGAUGGGUGUGUGUCCAGGCAUCCGGACACACACGUCUACGUAAAUUACAUGUUGGUGUUCUGGGUACGUGUCAGUGUGCAUACACUGUAUGCACUUGUGUUUGUGUACAACUGUCCAUGUGCACACACAGUGUGCAUGUGUUCAUGUGUGUUUGUGCACAAUGUCUUGUGCAUGUGUGUUCAGAUGUGUAUUGUGUGAAUAUACUUGCAUGUGGUUGCUCAUGUUCAUGUGUAUUUGUGUGCAACAUGGCAUUUGUGCUCAUGUGCAUGUAUACAUGUGUGUACAUGGGCUCAUGCAUAUGUGGGCCCAGUGCAGCAUGUUUGUGUGUGCACUGUGUGUACACAUCCGUGUACAUGCUACACACAUGUUUUCAUGCCUGUGUCAGUGCAGUUUUUAUGUGCCCAUGCAUGUGCCCAUGUUUUCAUGUGUGUUGUACACAUGCUGCAUAUGUGUUUCAUGCAUGUGUCAGUACUUUCACACAUGUAAACAUUGUUGUUUAUUUACAUGUGUGUUGGUGUUUGCAUGUGUUCAUGUGAAUUUGCACAUACUGCACACAUGUUCAUGCAUGUGUGUAUGAACACAGUGGGAAUGUGUGCGUGCGUGUGUAUAUGUAUUGAUGUGAACGUGUUUAUAUAUGUUCUGGUGUACAUAGUGCACAACUGUGUUCACAUGUGUGUCACUGCAGCUCUGCUCAUUUGUAUGUGUACAUGUGCAUGUGUGUCUGUAUGUACAUGUGUUCAUGUAUGUGUAUCACUUUGUGCACUCUUUGCGUGUGUGUUCAUGUGUGUGCUCGUGUGUGCCUUGAGCCCUCUCCAGGAGUGGAACAGCGGUGGCACACAGCCCGGGGAGCUGCCCCAUCACCAGGGGAGGACGCUCCUGUCACUGCCAUGGGUCUCUCAGGAAACAUCGUUGCAUCUGUGCCCCCCAGAAACCAGGGGGGCCUGUUGCGUGACCCCCCCCGGGAAGGUGGCGUCUCUGUCCAGUAUGAAAUGCUGGCCUCUGCGAUGCCCAUCAGCUGCUGGCGACACAGGAAAGCUGCCGUCCUGUCCCCACUGGACUCAAGGACACUGUGACAUAGGAAGGCCACCAUGGAGUUCUCAGGGACACUGACAUAGGAAGGCUGCAUCCUGUCCCCUGGAACUCUCGGGGACACUGACAUAGGAAGGCCGCGUCCUGUCCCCUGGAACACUCGGGGACACUGACAUAGGAAGGCCGCGUCCUGUCCCCUGAACACUCGGGGACACUGACAUAGGAAGGCCGCAUCCUGUCCCCUGGAAUUCUUGGGGACACUCUGACAUAGGAAGGCCAUGUCCUGACCUCUGGAACUCUCGGGGACACUGACAUAGGAAGGCCGCGUCCUGCUCCCAACUCCAGCCCCCCAACAACCCCUGUCCAUCCCCCACCCCCCACCAUGCUUCCUCUGUGGGUCCAGGCAAGGUCCACGCUCUGCUCGGUGCCCCCCAGCGGCCCCUGGCAUGCCGACUGUAGGAGAGGAGGCUUCUGUCCGUGCAUCCUCGGGCUGUCAGUCACUGGACACUGCCCUGCCCCAGUACUUCCUUUGCAUCUGCAGUCGAGGUCUCCAGCCGGCCCCUCAUCUGGGUGCCAGGUGUGUGCCAUGCUGGGUCUGUGGGGGUGACGUGUGUGCCCCCGCUCAGCCCCACCUGAGUCCUGCUCACCUUGACGCUCAUGCAGCCACACAGAGUGACUGUGUCUGCAGACACACACACAUCUGGAGCCCGGGGCAGCCCUGCUGACUGCCUGGAGGAGGCGACCCUGAGAUGAACCUAUUGGAGCUAAUAAAAGCCGACAUCAUGCUGCACGUUUGGGGUUUCUCUUGGGGUGUUAGGGUUGCCAGCGUAGCCUUGGGGUGGGGCGCCAGGAUUGGGUAUAGCAGACACGGGCGGUCACGCCCAGAACUGCCUCUGGUGCCAUAUCAGCUCGUUAACGGCCAUGGUCCAGAGACUCGCAUCAAUCUCCAAAGAGAUCAGCGAGCUGCAGAGAUGCUCCUGACCCCAAGGUCAGCAACAUCUCCAACACCACGGAUACAGUGGGAGUAGCACAAGGCUUAGCCUGUGCCACGGGCCUGGGGUCUCUCCUGUAAGGCCUUCCAGGGUGAUGUAACAGCCUUCACACACUUUCUGCUAAGGGAACUUUUUUGAUAAUUUUUAGCGAAUUAUUCAUGAGCAAUACAAAAUAUAUCAUUUGGGGCCGCUAUUGGGGCAGGCUUGGGUGUGGUG